AUGUCCAUGAUGGAGGCCAUGCGCGCGAUGAUGGCCGAGGCGAAGCGCGUCAAGGCCGAGGCCGCGGCGGCGGAGGCGGCGGCGGAGGCGUCGUCGUCGUCGGGCGCGCAGGACGCCGGCUCGGACGUGUCCGAGGACGCGGCGCACCGGCCCGUGGACCCGGGCCUCGACGGCGCCUGCGCGGCGGCGGCGAGGUACGUCGCCGAGGGCCGGGACCCGCUCAUCGCCGCGCGCCGCAAGCACUGGUACGCCGCGGAGGCCUGCGCGCCCGUCGCGCUCCGGGGGCUCCUGGACGCGGCCGACGUCGCCGAGGCGCACGCGGCGGCCGCCGCGCUCGCAGCCGCGGGCCAGAGCGCGCGCCACUUCAAGGACGCCACGGCGGCGUCGACGCUGGGGCACGCCAUCGUCUACCUGCACGCCGGCGGCUACUUCCAGGCGCGCCACGCGCGCCUCUUCGCGAAGAUCGAGCGCGCGAUGCGGAGCCGCGCGCCGGCGUCGUGGACCUGCUGCGACCGCGACGAGGCCCUGCGCGUGCGCUGCAUCGAGCACCACACCUACGGCGCCGGGAGCGGCCUGCUCAUGGCCAACCACCGGGACAACGACUCGUGCCUCACGGUCUCCGCGCUCCUCUCCGACGGCCACGGCGGCGGCCGCUUCGUCACCUACCGCGACGGCAGGCCGCAGCCCCACGACCUCGGCGCGGGCGACGCCGUCCUCUUCCCCUCGGAGAAGCUCCACAACAUCGAGACCGUCACGAGCGGCGUCCGCACGGCGCUCGUCGUCGAGCUCUGGCGCGACAAGACCAACGCGAAGGACCGGAGCGACGCGCUCGCCUACGAGGCCGACGGCGUCGCGGUCUGGCGCGGCGUCGUCGCCGCCGACGAGGUCGCCGCGCUGCGUGGAGCCUACGACGCCUGGGCGGCGAACGCGUCCUUCGACGGCGCCGUGACCGUGAACUUCUGCUCGCCGUGGCCGACGCUGUGGCCCGGCGCGCCGGCCUGCGACUCCGGCGUCGCGCCGAUCGUCGAGGACCUCCUGCGGGCCGCGGCGGCCGCGGCCGCGCGGACAAUCGUGGCGACGGAGGCGCGCGCGCGCGGCUACCCGCUCACGCUCGCGGCCGUGAGCGUCGCGACGAGCCUGCCGUCGUCGCCGGCGGCGGCGCCGGCGCGCGCCUUCGAGCCGGGGCUCGAGGUGGAGUACGUCCUGAUCCCGCUCGGCGCCGCGCCCGCGGACGGCGGCGCGUGGGAGGUCUGGCCCGGGUCCCACCGGACCGCCGCGGUCGCGGGCGACGGCGUCGUCGUCGCGACGGCGCCGGGCGACGUCAUCGGGCUCCGGCCCGCCGUCUUCCACCGGCGGACGGCGAAUUCCUUCGCGGCGCCGCGCCCGUGCCUCGUCGCCGCGUUCGUGCCCGCGGUCCACGGCUACGGCUCCUCCGCCGGCCCGCGGCGCUUCGACGCGCUCGCCGACGCGCGGGACCAGCUGCGCGUCGUCCUCGACUUCGGGCCGCCGCGCCCGUCCGAGCGCUACGGCGGCCGGCGCCUCGAAAUCGCCGACGCGCUCCUCGGCGACCUCCGCGCCGCCGCGGGCGAUCCCCUCGCCGCGUUCCGGCGGUCGCCGGCCUACGAGGCUCUGGGCCGGGGCGUGAACGGCGCCUGCGCGCUCGCCGCGGCCCUCGCGGCGGCGCGCGGAGACGCGCCCGCGGACCUCGGCGUCGGCGGCGCGCGGCGCUGCCCGGGCCUCGCGACGACGGCCGAGGCCCUCGUCGCGGCGGCGCACGUCGCCCAGUUCCGCGCCGCGUCGCCCGUCGCGCCGGCGCGCGUCUUCGAGCUCGCGCCGGCGAGCCCGCAGCUCGCGUUCGAGAUCGCGCGGUCCGCGGCCGUCGAGUCGUACGCGUCCGCGGACCUGCCGCUGCUGUCGGCGCUCCAGUGCGCGGCGCUCGCGGCGAGCGGCCUGCGGCCCUUCCCCUUUGCGUGCCUCGACGUCCACGGCUUCGCCGGGGAAACCGCGGCCCUCUGGCCCCGCGGCGGGGGGCGCGUCUUCGUCGCCGCGCUGAGCCUCGGCGACGCGCCCGCGGCCGCGCGCCGCGCGGUCCUGCGGCGCGUCGCCCACUUCGACGCCUUCUGGCUCCUCACGGCCGAGAACGGCACGGCGACGACCUUCGCGCGCGCGCGCCGCGACGCCGCGCCCGUCGCCGAGGUCCGCGCGGCCGCGGACGCGCGCGACUGCGCGCUGCCGCCGCCCCUCGGCGCGGCGCCGGAGCACGCGGCCGCCGCCGUCGUCUGCCCGUCGGGCAACUACGGGUCGACGGCCGUGACCUGGACCGAGCGGCGCGCGGCGACGUCGCGCGAGGACUUCGAGGAGGACGUCGUCGUUACGGUGGGCGCGCGGGAGACGCUGCCCGUCGCCGCCGCCGCGGCCCUGGCCCCCUGCCCCCGGGCCGCCGGCGGGGCGAAGCUGCUCGCGUACGACCCCCUCUGGCGCGGCUGGACCGCGGACGCCGCGCUCGAGCGCUUCGCGGCGUCGGACGCGUACGCGGCCGCGGCGGCCGGCGGCGACGGCCUCGGCGCGCUGGCGCGGCGCCACGCCGCGGCCUGCCUGCGCUGGACCCGGCUCUGCGUGUCCCAGGACUUGGCGGCCCACGAGCCCUGCCAGGGCGUGCUCCGGGGCGCGGUGGAGCCGCAGCACGCGCCGUGCGUGCGGCACGGCGCGCUCCGCGGCGCCGACGGCCGCGCGCGCGCGUCCGCCGCCCUCGCGUCCUGCCACGGCCGCGUCGCGGCGCCGUUCCCCCUCGAGGGCCCCUACGACGCGCCCGCGGCGCCGGCGCCCGCCGUCGCGGAGCGGCGCGAGGCCGUCGCGGGCGUGCUGGGCCCCGGCUGCCGGAGGCUCUGCCACGUGGGCGCCAACGUCCUGUCGCCGGCGAGCUACUGGCUCGCGGUCACGCACGACGACGUCGACGUGACGCUCUUCGUCGUGCCGGCGCCGCAGGGCGGGGACGACGACGACUUCCGCGUCCUCGAGGCGACGGCGCGCGCGCUGCCCCCGGGCAAGCGCCUCGAGGCCGUCGCCCUCAACUCGCUCCGGGCCCUCGAGGCGCGGGCCGUCGCGCCCUACCGCGGGACCUGCGACGCCGUCUACGUGGACCUCUGGAACCUCGGCGCGGUCGCCGCGCGGGACCUCGGAAACGCCGCGCGGCUCCUCCGCGGCGCCUCGUCGCGGCUCCUCGCGCCCGCGCGCAUGGACCGCCCCCACCUCUGGCCCGAGGUCGGCCGCUUCGCCUUUUCGGACCAGGCCGCCUACGACCGGCGCGCGGAGACGCGCAACGGCACGUGCGUCGACUGGGCCGCGGUCGACGGUGCGGGCGCGCCGGCCGUCGACUUCGCCGACUGCGCCGAGGCGACGGGGCGGAACCUCGUGGGCCUGGGCGGGUUCCUGUGGCACGCCGUGCCGGACGGCGCUCUCGCGGCGGCGGAGGCGCGCGAGGCCGCGGCGGCGGACGCGGCGGACGUCCCCGACGCGGAACCGCGCGGCGCGGCCGCGCCGGACGCGGGCGUCGCGCUGGCCCCGGGCUGGCUGGCCCACCACGCCGGCGCCUGCGACUUCGUGCUCGUGACCUGCGCGCGCGAGGGCGACGUCGCGCGGGCCCGCGAGGCGCUCGGCGUCAUCGCGUCCGCGGUGCUCUCCGCGCCGCGGGGCCCGCGGCGGCACGCGCUGCGCUUCACCGUGUUCUGCAACCACGUCGCGGCGAAGGUGCUGCGCCGGUCCAUGCAGCGGCUCAUGGACAUGGCCUGGGGCCGCUUCGGCGGCGAGGACCUCGUCGUCUACUUCGACGCGACCUGGCCCGACCGCGUCCCCGAGGCGGCGAAGGCGCACCUCAUGCUCUUCAAGCCCUGCGCGACCGUGAAGCUCUUCCUGCCCCAGAUUCUAGACCCGACGAUCCGCUGGGCCGUCUACCUCGACACGGACGUCGUCUUCGCGGCGGACCCGGCCGCGCUCUGGCUCGGCGCGGUGGGCACGCUCGCGGCGGCCGGCGCGGCCGUCGCGGCCGCGGCCGAGCACGGCGACGUCGCGCCGUCCUGCGAGGGCUCCGCGGAGCACUACUACAACCAGAGCGCCGCGGCCCGGGCCCUCCCGCGCGCCUUCCCGGACGACGGCGCGAACACGGGCGUCCUCGCGCUCGACGCGGCGGCCGCGCGCGACGCGGGCUGGGGUCCGACGCUCGCGGCCGUCAUGGCGGACCUCGCCGCGACGAAGGCGAACGGGUCUUUGGACUUGGGGGAUCAGUCGGUCUUCAACGUCGCCGCGGGCGGCGACCAAUUCACCGUCGCGCGCCUGCCCUGCGAGGCGAACUUCCGGACGGACUUCUGCCAGCACGCGGCCUACGACUGCGACCGCUGCGCGGCCGCGCCCCUCCUCCUCCACGCGCCGCGCUCGGCCUUCCACGAGGGGAAAUUCGCCUACGCGCCGGCCUUCGGCCGCCUCUACGCCUUCUUCCUCGACGCGCUCGACUCGCACGACGACGGCGCGGGGCUCGCGGCCGCGGCCGCGCGCGCGGCGGCCGACUUUGAGCGGCUCCUCGACGACGGCCGCGCGGUCGCGCGGCUCCCGUGCCGGGCCAUCGCCGAGCUCGCGCUCUCUCUCGUCCGGGCGGCGCCCACGAGUCCGCGUCCGCGGCCGCCGGCGGCGCGCGCGCACCGCGCCGCGAUCGCCAUGGGUCUGCGCGCCAUCGCCGACGCGGACCCCGACGGCGUCUGCCAGCGGCUGCUCGACGAGUGCGACUUCGAAACCACCACCGAGGCGGAGCUCGAGGACAUGGUCCGGGAGCAGCUCGCGCUGCUGGAGGUCGGCGACCCGGGCUGCGCCUGGAUCGGGCUGCGGGCCGCGCUCCGCGUGCCGAGCGGCUGGAUCCGCUACCGGACGCACGAGGGCGACCUCUACUACCUGCGCGACGGCACCGAGGACUCGCAGCGGGAGCCAGGGCAGCGAAAUUCCCAACUUCUAUCUCGGUGGGAGCACCCGCUCGAGCCGGAGCUCCGGGCGCUCUACGCGCGCGCGCGGUCCCGGGGCAGCGGCCGGCCCGCGCCCCGGGGCAGCCCCGCGGGCUCGCCCGCGGCGGGCUCGCCCGCGGGCAGCCCCGGCGCGGCCGGGCCCGCGCGCCAGUUCGGCAGCCCCCGGUCGUCGGCCGGGAGCCCGACGUCGAGCGGCGGCAGCCCGCGGCGCGGCGCGAACAGCCCGCGCGGCGGCGCGAACAGCGGCGGCGGGAGCGGCGACGCGCUGUGCGCCAUGUACGCCGCGUUUAAAGCCGCGGCGGCGGACGCGGACGCGGCCCGCGCGGCGCUCCGCGUCUUCGACGCCGAGGCGGCGGCGGAGCGGGUCGCGCUCCAGGGCGCGUACGCCGCGCGCGCGUCGCGGGCGCAAGCCGAGGCCCACGGGGCGUACGCGGCCCGAAGCGCGCGCGCGGACGCGGCCGCGGCCGCGGCCUUUCGAGCGGCGGGAGCCUCGGACCGCGCGGCGGUCGCGGACGCGGGGCGCGCGGCCGCCGCGGCCGUGGACGCGAUGCGAGCCUCGGACCGCGCGGCGGCCUCGGACGCGGACGGCGCGGCGGCGGCGGCUCUGGACGCGAUGCGGGCGUCGGACCGCGCGGCGGCCUUGGACGCGGACGGCGCGGCGACCGCGGCGUCGAACGCGACGCGGGCGUCGGACCGCGCGGCCGCCGCGCGCGACGCGGCGGCCGCGUGGCGCCUGAGCAACGAGGGCCUCCGCGCGGCGGCGGCGGCGGCGGACGCGGCGCGCGAGGCCGGCGCGGCGCGGACGCGGGAGCAGCUCGCGGCCGCGGCGGACGCGCGGUCCGCGCUCGAGGCGUCGACGCGCCGCGUGCUCGCGGAGCAGCGGCGGCAGGGCGACGACCGCGCCGCCGCGGCCGCGCUGGACCUCGCGGCGUCGACGAAGCGCUGCGCCGCCUUCGAGGCCCGGCUCCGCGCCAAGGAGGAGGCCCACGACGCGCUCCAGGAGCGCUUCGCGGCCCUCGCGCGCGCGGCGGAGGCCGCGGAGUCGGCGGUCGCGAAGGAGCGGCGCGAGGCGUCGCGGCUGCGGGCCGAGCUCACGAAGCUCGCCGUGCGCGACGUCGAGGCGGACCGGCGGGCCCUCGACAGCAUGCGCACGAUCCUGCCGCCGCCGCCGCCGGGGGACGAGGGGACGGAGCAGUAA
Messenger RNA from Aureococcus anophagefferens, 6204 nucleotides. RefSeq lists its product as hypothetical. Gene Ontology annotation, molecular function: UDP-xylosyltransferase activity. Lineage: Eukaryota; Pelagophyceae; Pelagomonadales; Pelagomonadaceae. Gene Ontology annotation, biological process: protein O-linked glycosylation via N-acetylgalactosamine. The coding region runs from base 1 to 6204 and encodes 2067 amino acids. The transcript has 4 exons. The record is from RefSeq and is a predicted model, not a curated record.